AUGACAGAGGAAUUGAGCAAAUGGAACACUUUUGAUAAAGUUGUUGCUGUGGUAACGGAUGACGGAGCAAAUAUUAAAGCUGCAGUUAUGCUUAUGAAACUGAGUCAUGUGCCUUUUACUGCACUCAAACUAAACUUAAUCAUUCAACAGUACUGUUGUCUGAUAAUGAAGAGACUAGACGCGUUACUAAUACAAAUAAAAAAGAGUGAAGUUGCAAAUAGAAUGUUAAUGGAUAAACAAAAACAGCUUGGUAAUGAAACGGUACUAAAAUUGAAGCAAGAUAUACGUACUCGGUGGAACAGCAGAUUUUUCGUAAUGGAAAUGAUUACGAAGCUAAAGGAACCAAUUAUUUAUAUUGUAAUGAUAACAUUAAAAAAUACUCCAUGUCAUCUAAAUUCUGACGAAUGGAAUAAAAUUGAAGAUAUAGUACCAUUAUUAAGGCCAUUUGAUGGAGUAACUGUUGAGCUCUCUGCAAAACAAUAUCCUAAGAUUUUAACAGUUAUUUCAUUAAUACGAGGUUUGCAAAUUUCAUUGGGAUCAAAAAAUCCAACAAUGUUACUGGGAAAUUGUAUAAAACAAAGACUGAUAGAAGAUACUGCUAAGCGUUUUGAGAGUAUAGAAAAACAAGGAUUAACAUCGAAUUUUUCUAGAGCCACAUUGUUGGACCGAAGGUGCAAGAAAAACAAGCUACACAAGAAAUGGAUAAAAAUGAAGAAGUCGAUAAUGUGUGGAAUUUUUUGCAAUUUAGAGUCACGAACAUCGACAACAAGUAGUGCUACAUCCUUAAUGAAUCAGUACAUAAAUAUGCCUCAUCAAGAUUUUAAGAGCAAUGUGGCUAUGUUUUGGAACGAACACAAGGUUGUAUUAACUCCACUGAGUGAUAUUGUACUUAAGUAUUAA
Molecule: messenger RNA, 900 nt
Organism: Acyrthosiphon pisum (pea aphid)
Lineage: Eukaryota; Metazoa; Arthropoda; Insecta; Hemiptera; Aphididae
Product: zinc finger BED domain-containing protein 1-like
Exons: 4
Coding region: 1-900 (299 amino acids)
Source: RefSeq, a predicted model, not a curated record